Molecule: messenger RNA, 3439 nt
Organism: Myotis brandtii (Brandt's bat)
Lineage: Eukaryota; Metazoa; Chordata; Mammalia; Chiroptera; Vespertilionidae
Gene: PLEKHD1
Product: pleckstrin homology domain containing, family D (with coiled-coil domains) member 1
Exons: 15
Coding region: 1-1407 (468 amino acids)
Source: RefSeq, a predicted model, not a curated record
AUGGCAACUUUCCAAGCUCCUCACAAGAGGUUUUUCAUCAUCAAAGAGAGCUUUCUUCUUUACUACUCUGAAAGUGAAAAAAAGAGCUUUGAAACCAAUAAACACUUCAAUAUACAUCCUAAGGGCGUCAUCCCUCUGGGGGGCUGCCUGGUGGAGGCCAAGGAAGAGCCCAGCAUGCCCUAUGCCAUGAAAAUCUCCCACCAGGACUUCCAUGGGAACAUCUUGCUGGCAGCGGAGUCUGAGUUUGAACAGACGCAGUGGCUGGAGAUGCUGCAGGAGUCUGGGAAGGUGACUUGGAAGAACGCCCAGCUGGGAGAGGCCAUGAUCAAGAGCCUGGAGGCCCAGGGGCUGCAGUUGGCCAAGGAGAAGCAGGAGUAUUUAGACAAACUGAUGGAAGAGACGGAGGAACUCUGCCUGCAGAGGGAGCAGAGAGAGGAGCUCGAGCGCCUUAACCAGGUGCUGGAGGCUGAGAAGCAGCAGUUUGAGGAGGUGGUGCAGGAGCUGAGAAUGGAGCAGGAGCAGAUCAAGAGGGAGCUAGAACUGACUGCAAGAUGCCUCAAGGGUGUGGAGCAAGAGAAAAAGGAGCUGAGGCACUUCACAGAGUCCUUGCAGCAGACGCUGGAGGAGCUCUCCAUAGAGAAGAAGAAAACCCUGGAAAUGCUGGAGGAGAAUGAGAACCAACUGGAGACACUGGCCAAUCAGAGCGAGCAGCCCUCUCCCAGUGGGGGUCUCCAUAGCAACCUGAGGCAGAUCGAGGGGAAGAUGCAGCAGCUCUUGGAAGAGAAGCUCCUGGCAGAGAAGCGGAUGAAGGAGAACGAGGAGCGCUCACGGGCCCUGGAGGAGGAGCGUGAGUUCUACUCCAGCCAGUCCCAGGCGCUGCAGAACUCGCUGCAGGAGCUGACAGCACAGAAGCAGCAGGCCGAGCAGGAGCUCAAGGCCGAGGUGAAGGUCCGUAUGGACCUGGAGAGACGUCUGCGGGAGGCCGAGGCGGCCUUGAGGAGCCUGGAACAAGGCCUCAACUCCAAGGUGCGGAACAAGGAGAAGGAGGAGAGGAUGCGGGCUGACGUGAGCCAUCUGAAAAGGUUCUUCGAGGAGUGCAUCCGGAACGCCGAGCUGGAGGCCAAGAUGCCGGUCAUCAUGAAGAACUCCGUGUACAUCCACAAGGCGGCCACGCGCCGCAUCAAGAGCUGCCGUUUCCACCGGCGCCGGUCCACCGCCUCCUGGAACGACAUGAAGCCGUCCCAGUCCUUCAUGACCUCCCAGCUGGAAGCCAACAACAUAGAGGAGCUGAAGGAGGUGGCCAAGCGGCUGAGCCGAGACCAGCGCUUCCGGGAAUCCAUCUACCACAUCAUGGUGACUCAGCCCGGACCAUCCUCAGCGCUUCCUCUUCCUCGGGGUGGAAAGUGAUGGCUGUCCUCCCGGCCUCCCGGGUCUUUCCUGGGUGGGGCUGGGAAGACGUGCAGGGGGAGGCUGACUACCUGGCUUCUCUCAGCUCUCCUCUGGGCCUGCGCCUCACCCUCAAAGGACAGGGAUGCCACCUCCCUUACCACCCCUACCCCAGACCCUGCCCUUGGGUCUAUGCCAGGCCCGUGCAGGCCCCAGCUGGGUGCUGCCCGGUUGUCAGGAUGAGGCCAGGAAGAGGCCUGGUUGCAUGUGGAGGCUUGUUUUCUCGGUUGGGGAGUGAGGUGGGCAGGCCCACAGCUCUCUGUCGUGCCCACUCUACCUCUCUGUGACUCGCCACCUGCCCGUCCUGGUGUGUGAAGGCCUCCCCUCCCCACCUUGACCCUUGCUUCCUGGGGGGCUUCCUGACCCUCUCUUUGCUUCAGCGACCCACAGACAUCCCUCAAUUGGGGGCCCUCGCGUUGACCACAUUGUGAGGCAGGAAGAAAGACCUAGGGCAGCAACUCCAGGUACAUGGCACACUCCACCCCACAGUAUCACCUUUCCUGAGGUUGGGCGCUGGCUGUGGGAUCACCCGCUCACUCCCCUCCUCACCCAUCUACAGCCUCAGACCUAUGAGGGUGAUGCAACCCUCACCUCCCCCCUGCAUCCCGCCUGCUUAGGUACGUAGGGCUCUGGGCCCUGGCUGGGAGCUGGGGCAGCAGGGACAGGGAGAGCUCUCCCAGAGGAUGCAGGGCAAGUCAGGGAGUGGAUGAAGGCGGCCCUGGCUCCUUCACUAUCUUCUCUUGAUUGAACAGGGAGGCAGCUCCCUCUGGCUACAGCAGCCCUGCUGGUCCGUGGGGUCACAGACCACUCCCUCCAGCUGACCCUGCUUUGGUGGCCUUACUCCACCUCUCCCUGCAGAGGCUUUACCCAGUGAAGCAGUGUGACCAUGAACCCUGGAAGAUGGGGGCCUGGGCCUGUGACAUGGCCAGUAGCCAUUGGUUGGCCCCAAGUCAUCAGGGGUGAAGCUGAAACAUCCAUCGCAGCUUUUGUGGAAAACCACCACCCUCCAUGAGGCUGAGGCUGUGUGUGUCCCUCACCCAUGGACAGUCUACCCAGCUCUUCUCCCUCUAGAACACCCUUCAAAGCUUCCUGAGUCUGUUGGUCUCUCCAGAAAGGGGUGUCUGUGGGAUCGGGGUGCUCAGGGACACUGGUGGUAUGAAAGGUGCUGAUUCUCUGCUGCUUGGAAAACCAAGUGAGGAGCCCAGCCUGAGAGAGAGUCAGAUGGCUGCAGGGGAAGUCCCGUGAGGCGCAGGUCCCUGGGGAAGAGGAGUGUUGCUGGCUCGUGUCCACUGCUCUGUGCUCAGACCUGCCUGAUGAAACUAACCUCAGUGGUCCCUCCUCAGGGGCGGGUGGACUUUGAUGGCUUCAGCCAGUCUCUUCGGAGUUUAGUGGGGGACGGAAGGGGGAGGCUUCAGAAUCAAUGCAUCUAAAUAAAUCGGAGUCUAAAUGUAAAAUCUUUAAACAUGUAGAAAGCUGCAUAAACCUGCAAAUAACUUAUCUAAUAUGUAUGUAGGAUGGACUUUGAAAUGAGGGGGAAGGUUGAUAAAAGCAAGAUUACUGGUUUAUUUUUUUUGUUUCUUUGUUUUUAAAGAAUUAGAUUAAUAAUGAUUUGCUCUUGGAGAAAGAUCUUUUGGAAACUUUCAAAUGAUUUCCCCCUGUCCCUCCAGGCAAAUUAUUAACCAGAAAGGAAAAUGUUUUUCCAUGCACAUUCAGCAAUUCCUAGUUUCUUUCCUUCUGUUUCAUCCUGUACUUAACCGUGCCUCAGGCAAAAAUCUUGGUUCUCUUCAACCAACUGGUCAAUUCAUAAGUAUUUAUUUGUUAAAAAGUCACUAUGUACCUAGCACUGUAAAUAGAAAAAGAGCAAAAUACUAUAUGAAAAUAUGCAAAGGUGGAAAUUGCUUACUGGAAAUAUAUUGAUUUGAUUUUUUUUUUUAAAAAAAACAAAAAAAACAAAACCCCUUAUUCCUUGGCCCAUAAAGUGUUUCCUGCAGUA